This is a messenger RNA of Pygoscelis adeliae (Adelie penguin), 675 nucleotides long. RefSeq names its product calmodulin, striated muscle. Gene Ontology annotation, molecular function: calcium ion binding. Lineage: Eukaryota; Metazoa; Chordata; Aves; Sphenisciformes; Spheniscidae. The transcript has 3 exons. The record is from RefSeq and is a predicted model, not a curated record. Gene Ontology annotation, biological process: regulation of ryanodine-sensitive calcium-release channel activity. Bases 1 to 675 code for a protein of 224 amino acids.
AUGGGUGCUGCCAGACGGCAGCAGAUAAGCACGUACCUGCGCUUCUCCAAGCACACGCAGCUGGCCUACCGCCGCACACUCCGGGCGCGAACCUUCCGAAGCAGCCCUGAGCGGAAGGGGGACGCCACGGGGCAGACUCCCCUCCACCGGGGCAGCUUCCCCAGGGCGGUGGGGAGCACCCGGUUACAGCAGCGUGACGAAACCGUCGGGUCUCCGCAGCCCUCCCGAAAGCCGCGGCCUGACCAUGAGCAGAUCGCCGAAUUCAAGGAGGCUUUUUCCCUUUUCGACCGGGACGGAGAUGGCUGCAUCACCACGAAGGAGCUGGGCACUGUCAUGCGCUCACUGGGGCAAAACCCCACCGAAGCGGAGCUGCAGGACAUGGUGGGGGAGGUGGACGCCGACGGCAGCGGCACCAUCGAUUUCCCCGAGUUCCUCUCUCUGAUGGCAAGGAAGAUGAGGGACACGGACAGCGAGGAGGAGAUCCGGGAGGCUUUCCGCGUCUUUGAUAAGGAUGGCAACGGCUACAUCAGCGCGGCAGAGCUGCGGCACGUCAUGACCAACCUGGGAGAGAAGCUGACGGACGAGGAGGUGGACGAGAUGAUCAAGGAGGCCGACUGCAACAAUGACGGGCAGGUCAACUACGAGGAGUUCGUGAGGAUGAUGACGGAGAAGUGA